AUGUUGCGUUUCUUGGCUCCGCUCCAAGAAACUUAUUUGCGUACCAUUUCAUAUUUUACAUUUGCUGUUCCGUUUAAUUCAUUGCAUCUGAUUCCUGCUCUCAAUUUAUUCCUGUUCUAUUUGCAGAUUUACACCGAUUGGGCCAAUCACUAUCUGGAGAAGGCGAGGAGCAAGAAGAGGGUCAGCUCUUUGGCCACGGACUGCAGUGACGGCGUUCUGUUGGCCGAAGUCAUCGAAUCCGUCACUUGCCAGAAGAUACCAGAUAUAAACAGAAAACCGAAAACUCCGACGCAAAUGAUGUGGACGAUAAACAUGUGUCUAAAUGCAUCUCCAAUUACGACAAUUUGCUCUGCCCAACAUGCGGCACGCCGAAGAUGCUGUAAAUCUGAAGCAGUCGAAUUAUGGCUCUUGACCCUCACGACCCGUCCUCCUCUCGUGUAAGUGCGGGAAGCAUGAUGACCUGACCCUCGCUUCUUGCCUUCUUCUUCCGGGAUAGAAACCCAAGCAAAUCCCACCCUUCCAAGUGCAUCAAUUGAAUCCAGCAUUUUACAAUAAAAAAA
This is a messenger RNA of Nicrophorus vespilloides, 560 nucleotides long. RefSeq lists its product as uncharacterized. The transcript has 3 exons. Gene Ontology annotation, molecular function: protein binding. The coding region runs from base 1 to 441 and encodes 146 amino acids. The record is from RefSeq and is a predicted model, not a curated record. Lineage: Eukaryota; Metazoa; Arthropoda; Insecta; Coleoptera; Silphidae.